Messenger RNA from Rosa chinensis, 749 nucleotides. RefSeq names its product CASP-like protein 2C1. Lineage: Eukaryota; Viridiplantae; Streptophyta; Magnoliopsida; Rosales; Rosaceae. The record is from RefSeq and is a predicted model, not a curated record. Bases 64 to 621 code for a protein of 185 amino acids. The transcript has 3 exons.
UUUAAUUAGAAGUUUAGAACAAUGGAUUAGAUAUGAGUAGUUCAGAACCAUUACUUUGAGAAAAUGAAGUAUCACAUGGAGAACACAGAAGCCUUCCUGAGGCUCUCUUCAGUUAUCCUCUUGGUCCUCACUGCGUUACUAGUAGGACUUGAUCACCAGACCAAAUUUGUCUUCUUCGCUUACAGAAAAGCUUCUUUCGACGAGGUCAAUGCCCUCCUGGUUCUAGUUUAUGUUGAUGCUGUGGUUGCUGGAUACAAUCUGGUUCGACUGUUUGGCAAGUGUUCAAUGUCAGCUGGUUUAGUCAAACAAAAUCCACAAGGGUCCAGCCUAUACCUAGCUUGGCUUUCUCUAUUGCUCGAUCAGAUAGCAGUAUAUGUGGCGUUUGGGGCAAACUCAGCUGCGUUUCAGGCUUCAGUGAUAGCAUUAACAGGCAUAUCAGAAUUUCAGUGGAUGAAGUUGUGCAACAAAUACUCCAGAUUCUGCCUUCAAAUGGGUGGAGCCUUGUCAUGUGGAUACCUAGCAUGCCUUCUCUUGAUUUUCAUAUCCUUCAUCACUGCCUUUAAUCUGUUUAGGCUUUACUCACCGAAGAAACUGUUUCUCUUAAAGAGCAUAUCAGGGUGAGACCAAUAUCUGUAUGCAUAUAAUUUCUGUUAUGAAAGAAAUAAUUUUAUCCUAUCAGCAGGUUGAACUACAUAUAUAUUUUGUAUAAUUAAUUAAUUAUACGAGUAUUAGAAUUUUCUGUGCUUGAA